UUUUUUCUCCAUUCAAAAACUCUCUCAUAGUCUUUCUUGUAUAAAUAAAACCCACCACCCCCGUCAACUAAAAAAUAUUCAUUCAAGAUUUGUUUUGUCUAUUUUAUUCAUUUCUUAUUACUAUUAUUUUUCGUUUCUAUUGUUUUUUCUUUUAUUUUCUCACUUUGCUUGCCCUGUAAUUCAAAAAUCAAACUUGGAAAAAUUUGCCAAGAUUUGGGAUGAAAUCUGGUCGGAUCUUGCUUUGUGGGAUGUGGAUUUUGGUGGGUCUUAUUUCAAUACAAAGCUCUUCUUUCCUUUCUUUUCUUCUCCUCCUUCGCCUCCACCUUCACCUCCCAUAGCAAACACCAACCCAAACCCUGCAGAUAAAUCAAUAGCUUAGCAUAAAGCUUGUUCCUUUGCUAUCAAUCUCUUCGUCAGCCUUCUUGCUCUGGUAAUUUGCUCUGUUCUUGUAUCUUCAGCUGGUGCAAUGGGCAUGGCUACGGAGUCCCAGUUCCAUGUUUUAGCCGUUGAUGACAGUCUCAUAGAUAGAAAGCUAAUUGAGAGGCUCCUCAAAACCUCAUCCUAUCAAGUUACUACUGUUGAUUCUGGUAGUAAGGCUCUUGAGUUCCUUGGUUUGCAUGAGGAUGACCAAACAAAUCCAGAUGCACCUUCUGUUUGCCCAAGCAAUCAUCAUCAGGAAGUGGAAGUGAAUCUUAUUAUUACAGAUUACUGUAUGCCAGGCAUGACAGGCUAUGAUCUGCUCAAGAAAAUCAAAGAAUCCUCAUCUCUGAGAAACAUACCAGUUGUGAUUAUGUCAUCUGAGAAUGUGCCUUCAAGAAUCAGCAGAUGCUUGGAAGAAGGGGCGGAAGAAUUUUUCUUGAAGCCAGUGCAACUAGCAGAUGUGAUUAGGCUUAGACCUCAUAUGAUGAAAACCAAAUUCAGGGAUGAAAAACAAGAGCAACAAGAAAAGCAAAGAAUCCCAGAAGAAAAAUUAGACAAACAAGACAAAAAAUCAGAACUCCAGAAACUACAGCAAGACCAGCAGCGGCAACAACUGCAAAAACAUCAUCUAGAACAGCAGCUACCACAACAACCUCAACUGCAGCUACAGCAACAGCAGCAACCACCACCACCACCACCACCACCAACACCAACACCACAACAACAACAAGCCAAUAGUAACAAGAGGAAGACCAUGGAAGAGGGUCUUUCACCUGAUAGAACCAGACCCAGAUACAGUGGACUCGCUACUGUUGUUUGAUUGAUCAUGAAAAUAAAUUUUUUUUUCUUUUCCAUCUGAACAAUGUAAUUUUCAUAAACUUUUUUUUUUUUUUUUUCCUUCCUUCCUUAUAUAAAUUUCACUGCUGGGUAAUACUGGCUGGAUAGGAGUGUAGAGGGAGUUUUCUCAUGUAUACAUUUUACAUGGAAAUCUUUCAUUCAAAUUUUGUUUUGCUAAUUAAAUCACCUAGAAAAUGGAGGGGGGAGGUAAAGAACAUAUAUCAAAUAUGUGCGAUUUACUGGAUGUUGUAGAGCCAUAGAGUUGAGAUUUAGCGAAAGCUACAAAAUUUUAGUGUCUCUUUUUCCUUUA
Messenger RNA from Ziziphus jujuba (common jujube), 1567 nucleotides. Its product is annotated as two-component response regulator ARR9. The record is from RefSeq and is a predicted model, not a curated record. The transcript has 5 exons. Gene Ontology annotation, biological process: cytokinin-activated signaling pathway; phosphorelay signal transduction system. NCBI's taxonomy places the organism in Eukaryota, Viridiplantae, Streptophyta, Magnoliopsida, Rosales, Rhamnaceae. Bases 467 to 1240 code for a protein of 257 amino acids.